Messenger RNA from Medioppia subpectinata, 1482 nucleotides. NCBI's taxonomy places the organism in Eukaryota, Metazoa, Arthropoda, Arachnida, Sarcoptiformes, Oppiidae. The record is from the annotation of a GenBank genome assembly.
GCUGUUGUGAUCCAAGAGAUGAUUGGCUGCGAAUCGGCGGGAGUUAUGUUCACUUGUGAUCCGAUUACCGGCGAUGAGAGGGUUAUUGAGAUUACAGGCAAUUAUGGAUUGGGAGAAUCUGUGGUCUCCGCGUCCUCAGAACCCGACACAAUCAAAAUGUCGGUUAAUAUUGAGUCCAACUCUUUGUCCAAACGAAGACAUAUUAAGGGAAUUGAAUCCAAAGUCAUCGGACAGAAGAAGACAUUAAUCAGAUUAUCUGAAAAUGGAGGCACUCUUGAGGAAGACAUUGAGGAUACGAAUAGCUGUUGUGUUAGCGAUGAAGACUUAUAUCGUUUGGCAGAUUUGGGCUUAAAAAUUCAAUCAUAUUAUGGAAACGCAAGAGAUAUAGAAUGGGGUCUAAAAGGGGGCCAAAUAUUUAUGCUUCAGUCGAGACCCGUAACUAAUUUAGACAAUUCUUACACCGAUUACGAGAUUAUGCAUGAAUUAGAUACAGCACAUCCGUCUGAGUUUGAAAUAUACUCUCGAGCUCAUUGGGCGGUAACUAUUGUCUUACAGCGGGAAGUGUUGGCCUCGGAUGCGAGCGCCACAAUGGAUGACUACAACCCGUACGUCGAUAUGAUGGGUGUUUGUUAUAAUCAGCUAUUUUUCAAUUUGACCAAUUACGUGUUCGACCGGUUCUACGACUACCCGGAGUCCAAACUGUCCGAGUAUUCAGUGCUGGCCUUCUUCGGGCAUCACAUCACAGAUAGGGAUACUUUGAAUAUGUUUCAGGAGAAACGACAUCGCCUUCACAGGCCAUCACUCAUCGAGAAUAUCAAAUACUACGCAAACAUAUUCUUCUUCGGUAGGGCGAAGAUGUUCGCCGAUAUCGACAAAUAUAUGGGUCACUACGAUAUGGUCCAGAAGUUGAGACAGUAUUCGGGCGCCAAACGGGUCUUCGACGGCCUCAUGAAGGAGUACGAGAUGACUGAUGUCAUGUUCUUCCACCACAGUUGGGCCACUCAGGGCUCCACCAUUAAGAAUGGUAUCAUAAGAUACCUUCUCGAGAGCGCGCAACAAAAUAACCCAAACCUGGAUUCGGACAUGAAUUUACUGAUCUCUUCGUGCGAUGAAGUGGUCAGCGCCGAAGUGCCCAACCGUUUGCGUGAUAUCGCUGUAGCCAUCGAAGACAGGCAACGAUUCGUCCGUCUCAGCGAUGAAGAGGCGCUCGAAGAGCUCCGGCGCGGAACCGGUGAGGCGUCGCGACUGUUCGACCAGUUUCUCAAAGAUCACGGCCACAGAGGCUAUAAAGAGAUGGACCCCUACUGUAAGCCCUGGGAAGACAAUCCUAUUCCAUGCGUGAAGAACUUAAAGGCAAUCCUUUCGGGCAGUGAAAACCUAUUGAAGCCAAAAGUAGUCAAAUCGGUCGAUGAAGUGGUCAACGAAUUGCGGACUCCGUUGUCGUUCUGGAGGCGGUAUCUGAUCCGUAAAGUAUUCCUCCCC